This is a messenger RNA of Labeo rohita (rohu), 2756 nucleotides long. RefSeq names its product SPARC (osteonectin), cwcv and kazal like domains proteoglycan 1 (gene spock1). Lineage: Eukaryota; Metazoa; Chordata; Actinopteri; Cypriniformes; Cyprinidae. The record is from RefSeq and is a predicted model, not a curated record. Gene Ontology annotation, molecular function: calcium ion binding; protein binding.
UGUUCAGUGCAGCAGCUGCGAGGAUCUGAGGAAACUCACUCACUCACCCUCCCCUGUCUCGGAUACUUUACGGUCCCACGGACGCGCCGCCCGCCCGCUCUCCAGUCACCCGUUCGGGAGCAGAGAACCGUCCCGUCUUGAGAUGAUGUUGAGUCUCGGUGUGGUCGUGUCUCUGGUGGUUUUGACGGUGUCCGUUACCGGCAGCAGUGACGGAAACCCGCUGGACAAUGAUAAGUGGAUGAGCACCGUGUCCCAAUACGACAAGAGCAAAUACUGGAACAAAUUCCGCGACGAUGAUUACUUCAGAACCUGGAACUCCAACAAAGCACAAGACCAAGAGAGCGAGUCGAACCCACGAUCAGAACUGAAACCUAAAUCACACUCAGAGACCAAGAGCAGAACUACUGAUGGGCUGGACAGCACUAAAGACCCCUGUCUGAAGGUUCGCUGCCCUCCUCACAAAGUGUGUGUGAGCCAUGACUUCCAGACGGCCAUCUGCACCAAUCACAAACCAGCACAGCACAGCAUUAAACCCAGGAAAGGAAAUCCCCCCCAUAAGCGUUGGAUGGGAGCUGUGAAUCAUGGGAAAUGUAAGCCAUGUCCUAUAGUUCACUCCAGCUCAGUGUGCGGCUCUGACGGACACACAUACUCCUCAAAGUGUAAACUUGAGUUCCAGGCCUGCAGCUCGAGUAAGAGCAUCUCUGUGAAGUGUGAAGGUCCGUGUCCCUGCCUGCCAGGACAGGAAGUCAUCAAACCACACACAGAGAAGAACGGCUGCACUGAUGCUGAUUUGAGAAGUUUAGCAUCCAGACUCAAAGACUGGUUCGGGGUUUUGCACACGGACGCCAACAGAGACCUGAAGAGCAGCACGAGCGACGCUGCACAAGGACGUUUUGACACCAGCAUUUUGCCCAUCUGUAAAGAUUCUCUGGGGUGGAUGUUCAACAAGCUGGACAUGAACUACGACCUUCUGCUCGACCAAUCGGAGCUCAGCGCCAUUUACCUCGACAAAUACGAGCUGUGCAUGCGGCCGCUGUUCAACUCCUGCGACUCCUUCAAAGAUGGAAAGCUGUCCAACAACGAGUGGUGCUACUGUUUUCAGAAACCUGAUGGCAUGCCGUGUCAGAACGAGAUGAACAGGAUUCAUUCUCAGAGCCGAAGGAAGACUCUGAUAGGGGCGUAUGUGCCACGCUGUACCGAGGACGGGUAUUUCAAGGCCACUCAGUGUCACGGCAGCACCGGGCAGUGCUGGUGUGUUGACAAAUACGGCAACGAGAUCGCAGGAUCCCGCAGACAGGGAAACCCUACCUGUGAGGAGGAUCAGGAGACAUCUGGAGAUUUCGGCAGCGGCGGCGGCGCCGUGAUUCUACUGGACGAUCAGGAGGAGGAGUCUCCGCAGCGUGGGCGGGGCCGGCAGAAAGAGAGGCGGGGUCGACUCCACCCCCGCGGGGCGAUCGAGGACGACGAAGACGGAGAGGACGACGAGAUGGGCUACGUCUGGUAGCUCCGCCCACCCAUCUUCCGCUAACUAACCAGGGACCCAUGUUAAAAUGCACAGUUCUGAAGCCAUUCCAGCUCCGCCCCCUCAGACACGCCCCCUUCUUCUCAUCCUGGACCUAAACUUGUCCUUCUCAUUCUGUCUUUCUCUCUUUCCUCAGCCGCCUCUUCAUGUUCUGUCCUCUGUUUUCCCUCGUUCAAACACUCCUGGAUCGCUCUCUUGCGUAUUCUAGACCGGUUCUAGACGGUAGACGUGCAUGAUGAGAUUGUUCAGCAUUUCGGGGGCUAUCUAACUAGUUCUUUUCAAAGGGUUCGUUCUCAGUGGUGAUAUGCAUGAACGCCACUGCUGAAUGCAGGAGACGACGUCUGAGACCUUCGAGGGCGAGGAUCAGGUGGGCUUAAGCCAAACGUGCACUACAAGACCCAAGCUCAUCGCGCUUUCAUGUUUUAAAUCUGCCACAUGAGGCUGCCGAUCGUAGCGAACUUGAUGUUCGCUAUGUGUGAGACACAUUACAACUAGUCACAGAUGCUACAGUGCUAGUUAACAUCUGAAUCUGAUGUAAUGAGAUUGAUUGGUUUUUAUUUUAUUUUCUGCUGCAUGUGAAAAUGACCUAAAGCCCUUCCUUUUGUGUGAAUGUGUUUGUGUGGGAAUGAGAGAGGGUUGAUCUUGUAACUGAUGCAUGUAGACUGUGAUUAGUUGGGUAUAAUGUGCACAAAAACAAAAAGCGGUGUAAAUGUGCACAGAGCGCUGAGCUUCAGUCGGGUGUGUGCGCUUGACUUUAUGCUGCUUUCACGUCAAUUCAGAAUUACUGUAAUUAUAAGUAGCAAAUCCCAUGCAUGUGAUUGUGAACUUACAGUUGAACUUGCAAAAAUGCUGUUCCUCCUCAGUUUUUUUUAUCUUGUUUAAUAGUACAAAUUUUAUUUCAGUUAGUUGUAAAGACAACAUAUUUGGUUUUUCAUCAAGUGUUAAUAUUUUAUUUUAUUUCAGCUUAAUUUAAAUUACUGAAAAUUAUUAUAGUAAUUUUGUCAUGUGCUAUCAUUAUUUUUUUUUAGAAUAAAUUUUUACAUUUUAAAAUCAAUGGGUAAUUAAUAUUAUUAAAUAAUAUUAUGUAAUAUGAUUUAUUUAAUUUUUAGUGAUUUUAGUACUUUAACGUUUAAAUUUAUUUCAGUUAGUUGCCAAAACAACAUUUCUAGUUUAAAUUUGAUGUUAUUUCAGCUUUAUUUAAAUUACUGAAAAUUAAUUCUUAGUUUUAGUAAUU